This is a messenger RNA of Jaculus jaculus (lesser Egyptian jerboa), 2614 nucleotides long. It is a transcript of the gene Fhl1, whose product is annotated as four and a half LIM domains 1. Gene Ontology annotation, biological process: muscle organ development. Gene Ontology annotation, molecular function: transmembrane transporter binding. The record is from RefSeq and is a predicted model, not a curated record. The coding region runs from base 209 to 1180 and encodes 323 amino acids. The transcript has 8 exons. NCBI's taxonomy places the organism in Eukaryota, Metazoa, Chordata, Mammalia, Rodentia, Dipodidae.
GGGGGCUCAGUCCGCAGCCACCGCCGCCGCCGCCGCGCUCCGGCUCCUGAGCAGGCAGCCGCCGCCGCUGCGGUCUCCUAGACAGCUGCGCGGGCGAGCAUCCCAGGCAGCAGUUGGAGGCUGUUUUCAACUAUAUCCAGCCCUUCCAGGAUAAAUCCUGUUCUUCACACAUCCAACGUGAGGUCCCUCCAGCUAUAAAGUGGGCACUAUGGCUGAGAAGUUUGACUGCCACUACUGCAGGGACCCCUUGCAGGGGAAGAAGUAUGUGCAGAAGGAUGGCCACCACUGCUGCCUGAAGUGCUUUGACAAGUUCUGCGCCAAUACCUGCGUGGAGUGCCGCAAGCCCAUCAGUGCGGACUCCAAGGAGGUCCACUAUAAGAACCGCUUCUGGCAUGACACCUGCUUCCGUUGUGCCAAGUGCUUUCACCCCUUGGCCAGUGAGACAUUUGUGUCCAAGGACAACAAGAUCCUGUGCAACAAGUGUGCCACUCGUGAGGACUCUCCUAGGUGCAAAGGGUGCUUCAAGGCCAUUGUGGCAGGAGACCAGAAUGUGGAGUACAAGGGUACCGUCUGGCACAAAGACUGCUUCACCUGCAGCAACUGCAAGCAAGCCAUCGGGACCGGAAGCUUCUUCCCUAAAGGGGAGGACUUCUACUGCGUGACUUGCCAUGAGACCAAGUUUGCCAAGCAUUGCGUGAAGUGCAACAAGGCCAUCACAUCUGGAGGAAUCACUUACCAGGAUCAGCCCUGGCAUGGCGAGUGCUUUGUGUGUGUUACCUGCUCUAAGAAGCUGGCUGGGCAGCGUUUCACCGCUGUGGAGGACCAGUAUUACUGCGUGGAUUGCUACAAGAACUUUGUGGCCAAGAAGUGUGCUGGAUGCAAGAACCCCAUCACUGGGAAAAGGACUGUGUCAAGAGUGAGCCACCCAGUCUCUAAAGCUAGGAAGCCCCCAGUGUGCCACGGGAAACGCUUGCCUCUCACCCUGUUUCCCAGCGCCAACCUCCGGGGCAGGCAUCCGGGUGGAGAGAGGACUUGUCCCUCGUGGGUGGUGGUUCUUUAUAGAAAAAAUCGAAGCUUAGCAGCUCCUCGAGGCCCGGGUUUGGUAAAGGCUCCAGUGUGGUGGCCUAUGAAGGACAAUCCUGGCACGACUACUGCUUCCACUGCAAAAAAUGCUCUGUGAAUCUGGCCAACAAGCGCUUUGUAUUCCACCAGGAGCAGGUGUAUUGCCCCGACUGUGCCAAAAAGCUGUAACUUGACAGGGGCUCCUGUCCUGUAAAAUGGCAUUUGACCCAUGCUUUGUGUCCUUGCUCUCUCUACCCUCUGCACCAUCGAUAAGGGAAGAGUGGGUUUCACCUCUUUAAAUUCCUCUGUCUGUCUUUUCUCCCAUUUUACAGUAUGAUUCAAAAAAGGGCACACCAUGAUCAUAUUAGGAUAUAGUGAAAAGUAACCUUGCAGCCAAAUUAAUUUCUCUAUGCUGCAAUGGGAAAACAGAAACUUAGACUGACUCGUCUGCAUGUUUCUCAUAGAGCAGAAAAGUGCUAGCCAUGUAGCCACUUCGUGAAGUAAGAAGCACAGGUGGUAAGGCCCCACUGAGAUGCCUUUGGGGACUCAGUUGGAGCCUAUCCUGUUGUGUCCUCGGCACAUGAUACUCAAGAGUUGCAGCGGCUGCUGCCAUCUCACUGCUCACCCCUUCUGUGAGCAGAAAAAGAACUUGCCAGAAUGCAUGGUUUAACUUACUCAUGAAAACUUUGACUAUCUUUCUGUUUCUUUCUGCUUUCACGUGACUAACAUAAAUUUCCAGAAAAUUAACAUUUGAUCAUAGCUAUAAUAUUCAACUGACCUUCCCCCAUACUAACAUUUGAUUUUUUUAAUGUGGCACAUUUUCUGGGCAUUCCCACUUUAAAGCAGGGAACAGACAGGUGAUUUGGAAAGUCUGAGCAGACCUGAAAAAAGAGCCUGUUUCAGAACAUCGCCACAGUGAACAUUUCUGGAAGCUUAACAAAACUAACCCUCCUGUCCUUUUUAUUUUUUAAUUAAGAUUUUUGUUUCAAUGAAUAGCAAAAUAGAUUAUGGGUUUGGAAACUUGCAUGAUAAUAUUUGAGCCUCCUCAGACACUUUGCAGUUUUGCGAUUCGUCUUAGAGAAAGGGAAAAUAAAAUUCUAGAGGGGUAGCUGAGCAGGCACCAGGGGUGCCAUCAAGGUGAAUAUGACAUUUCAAAACCGUGACAAGUUGAAUCCCUUGUAACAUAGUAUUGUCUUCACUUUGUCCAUGUGUUCAAGAAGACUGCAAAGUCUCUUUUCUUGUGAUUCUUAGGACUUUUUCUCAAGAGCUUAGCUGGAUCUCUGGGGGAACUGGAGGCCACCGUCCUCACAGGCGGAACUGCUUUUCACCUCCUGCUUCCCUGAAAUGCAGGAUCAUCUACUCACUGUAUUCUCCGUUAUGAUAUUACAUAUAUAAUGAGACAAUAUCAGAAGUAAACAUGUAAUGACAGUACAUAUUCACAUUCUUGUAGGAGUGGUUGUAGACACCAAUGCAUUUCCGCAUUGUCAUUAGCUGUUACCAUCUAACGUUGACUGCAGUGUAUCCAUUCAAGAAUAAAGAAGCAUAGAGAGAA